Molecule: messenger RNA, 1185 nt
Organism: Trichechus manatus latirostris (Florida manatee)
Lineage: Eukaryota; Metazoa; Chordata; Mammalia; Sirenia; Trichechidae
Gene: CATIP
Product: ciliogenesis associated TTC17 interacting protein
Exons: 10
Coding region: 1-1185 (394 amino acids)
Biological process (GO): cilium organization; actin filament polymerization
Source: RefSeq, a predicted model, not a curated record
AUGUCCUCCAAAGCUCAUUCCACAGGCCUCAGAGCCAAGCACCGCCAGCCCUCACCCCGAAAGCAGAGUUUGCCACUCCCAAAAGCCAAUGCUGAAGCCAUCAACUUCCUCAAAUCCAUCCAACCUAAGGACCUGCAGCUGCUAGUCUUCUCCGAGACUCUGGCCAUGGUCUCAGACACAGGGGAGCCCCUGGGAGAGCUGACCAUUGACGUGCAGAAAGGGAAAUACAGAGACGAACUCGGGGUCAUCUCAUACUGCCUCAUCGUCCAUGCCCUCAACCGUGGCUUCUUGGACAACCUGCUCUGUGGAAACUCCCUUCUGGGCUAUCUCUCAGGAAAAAUGGAGAUCAUGGAACAACAUAGUCAUGAGUUUAUCAAGCUCCUUGUCCUCCCGAUGGAACGGAAAACAAGUUUAGUGAGGCAGGAAGAUCAGCUGGCCAUGACCAGGAUUGUCAAGGAGGGGGAGGAAAUGAAGACCGAAGUGACUUUCUUCCCCUGGAACUCAACUGCCGGCUUCAUCUCUGAGGCUGCCAACCUGGUGAUUCUGAGGGUGAUGGCCUGGCGGCAGAUGGUGCCCAGCAAUGCCCGCUUCCUGGCCUUGGACACGGAGGGGAAACUCUGCUAUUCCACCUACCAAGCCCUGGGCUUCCAGACAAUCCAGGUGGGCCAUCAGCAGGCGGAAGUGUUCAUCGUGGAGCAGACAGUACACUCGGAUGAGGGCAUCCCCAUGUCCUGCCAGUUCUACCUUUUCUCUGAUGGGCACCUGGCCAAGAGAGUCCAGGUGGGCUCCCCUGGGUGCUGCAUCAUCACCAAGAUGCCCAUCUUGAGGGAGCAGGAUGAGAUUGAGCCUCCUCCAGUGUUUGAGAAGAAGCCCCUGGCGUGGGAGGAAGACAUGGAGCUCUACUCUAAGUUCAUGGACCGAAAGGAGGAGCUCCGACUCAGCCACAACAGCUACAUGCUACACCACCCUGAGGCCCACGCGCUCAUCUCGGACUUCCUGCUCUUCCUGCUGCUGCGCCAGCCUGCGGACGUGGUCACCUUCGCCGCCGAGUACUUCGGGCCUUUCUCGGUUCGCCGCCAGCCGACCCCCGCCCUGCCCUCCUCCAACCGACCCAGCCCUUUCCGCUCGCUGGCCCCAGAGCCGUCCUCCAGCUGCGGGUUCACGCCCGCGUCAGGGGAGGGCUAG